AAAUUUAAAAUAAAGAGCGCACACUUUAUCUUUUUUUUUUUUUUUCUUUAUUUGCUAUUGUUGUGUCUCUUUUACACCAAAGAUGUCAGAAUCCAAAAAUAACAAGACCGCACUCAUUCGGCAGGAACCCUGGUACCUUAACCCAACUUUAUUGUGGUUAUUGAAAUCAGCAGCUAUCAACUUUGUUCUCCCAUUCUUUAAUGGCGUCAUGCUUGGCUUUGGUGAGAUUUUCGCUAAUGAGCUCCUUUUCAAAUAUGGAUGGUUUGGUCGUUCUUUCCCACAACUUGGAUUAAACAACACGAUACCACCAACUGCAACUACUGAAUACAGAAAGACAGUGGAUGCUGCUAUCAAAAGAGAAGAGAAGAAACAAAAAUAACUGUAAGGAGUCUAUAAGGAAUAUAUACAUAUACACAGACGUCAUCCAUUCCCCUCUUUGUUUUUCUAAAGACACUAUAAUAAAUAAUGUAUGUGUUGCUGUUGAUUGUAAAUAGUUGUAAUCCUGUCCUGUCAAUCUGAUCACAAGGAGAAGUAAAGGUGCAUACAGACACGGACGCGCACACAGUAUAACGCAUAAGUUUGGCUAAAGUAGGCUCCCCUGUUGAUGAUGUAUCAUUUGAAACAAAAGCAUAAUCAUAGCACGCGUUAGAUUCAUAAUGACUUGAUGUAAGCCUCUACUGUCUUUCCGUUUCUAUUGAUUUGUCGUUCUUUUUUUCCCUCUCAG
Messenger RNA from Rhizopus microsporus ATCC 52813, 724 nucleotides. RefSeq lists its product as uncharacterized. Gene Ontology annotation, cellular component: mitochondrial outer membrane. Lineage: Eukaryota; Fungi; Mucoromycota; Mucoromycetes; Mucorales; Rhizopodaceae. Gene Ontology annotation, biological process: protein insertion into mitochondrial outer membrane; mitochondrial outer membrane translocase complex assembly. The transcript has a single exon. The coding region runs from base 83 to 379 and encodes 98 amino acids. The record is from RefSeq and is a predicted model, not a curated record.